Molecule: messenger RNA, 825 nt
Organism: Penicillium coprophilum
Lineage: Eukaryota; Fungi; Ascomycota; Eurotiomycetes; Eurotiales; Aspergillaceae
Product: phytanoyl-CoA dioxygenase family protein
Exons: 3
Coding region: 1-825 (274 amino acids)
Source: RefSeq, a predicted model, not a curated record
AUGUCACCUCUCACACGUGGACAAGUAGCUUCUUACCACGAGAAUGGCUAUCUCCUCCUACGCGCUGACGAGCAUAAACUCGUUGACCCUACAGAACUCAAGCGAUGGGCGCAAGAAGUUCAGGCCUGGCCUCGUGUCAAGGGCAAAUGGAUGCCCUAUGACGAGAUCAACAUUAAUGGCGAACGCCAACUGAUGCGCACGGAAAGAUUUAUUGACUACCACCCGGGGUUCAAGUCACUGGUCUGCGGCGAGCAGCUGGCCGAGAUUCUGAAGGCAGUAUCAGGCGAUGAUAUGCUCCUCUUCAAGGAGAAGAUCAACUACAAACAGGCCCAGGGUAACGGUUUCCAAGCGCAUCUCGAUGCACCAGCCUACGACCACAUCGGCCGCAUCGAACAUGUUACCGCUAACAUUGCCAUUGAUGCUGCGACUCCUGAAAACGGAUGUCUAGAAGUUGUGCGCGGGUCGCACAAGAUGAAAGUUGAAUUUGCGGAAGCUGGGCGAAUCAAGCCUGAAUGGGAGCACGCACACGAGUGGAGUUCUAUCCCACUUGAAGUUGGUGAUAUGCUGAUCUUUGGGUCACAUCUUGCCCAUCGGUCGGCUGAGAACAGGACCGAUAAGAGUCCGUCGAGCCUUUAUGCUACCUUUCACUCUAGGAGUGACGGAGACGAUCUUAGGGAGCAGUAUUACAAGCAUCGAAUGGAGAUGUUUCCACCGGAGCACGAGCGUGAGGAAGGCAAAGAUUACUCUAAAGGCUACGAGACUUAUGGCUUCGCGGCGCCUUUCACCAAAGUCCAAGAAAAUGUCAUUGCGACUGCCGUGGCUUAG